This is a messenger RNA of Rotaria socialis, 375 nucleotides long. The record is from the annotation of a GenBank genome assembly. Lineage: Eukaryota; Metazoa; Rotifera; Eurotatoria; Philodinida; Philodinidae.
AUGGAAGAGAAUCCUAUUUUUGUAGAGUGUACAAAAGACAUAAAAGUACACCCACACCCUCAUGUAUCAGUGAUUAAAGGAAGUACUGAAGGAGCAUAUCGUUGUGAAAUUCUAGGCCGAGAAUUCAUGUUUAGUGAUCAAAUAGAAAUAGUUAUAGGCGGUCUAUAUGGUCACAAUAUUGCAGAACACGCACAUUUUUAUGUUGACCAUAAGCGCGUGAAUCGUCAGUCCUUAUUAGACGAUCAUCAAGGAAAAGAUGUUCAUGUUUAUUAUGCUGAUCAUAUUCACGAUGCGAGCAGACUUGGUUCAUUUUCUGUUCCUGUACUUGAACACCACCAAACGCUUCGACACCACGAAACUGGUGUGAUACAUUGA